AUGGCUCCUUUCAUGCAGAAUGGCUCCGAUGCUGACGAUCUCUCCUCCUCUAAGUCCAAACAGUCCACGCUUACCUCACUCCUUAGCUCCGUGCACGCAGAUCUUCUAAGCCAAGCUCACCGUAUCCCCGCUGACAUUCGCACCCUGCGCGAGCUCUCCCAAGCUGGGCUGCAGGGCGGUCUGAUCGAUGACAAGAAGUACCUUAACAUCAUGUACCCUCAUCUUGGGGCAUCGGGAAGCCACUAUGCGCGGACAGUGACUCCGAAGCAUCCACGACCUGCGGUCUUGCCAGACCCGGGGCUCAUAUUCGACUCGCUACUGGCCCGUGAAGGUCCCGCAAAGGAACAUCCAGCCGAGAUCUCGAGCAAUUUGUUCUAUUUUGCCAUCAUCAUCAUACACGGUGACUUUCAGUUCCGCUCCUAUACGGAGCAGACCCAAGUUCGAACCUUCACUGACGGCCUCCUGAAGCCUGACACAUUCGCCGAGAAGCGGCUUCUCUCGCAGCCCCCCGGUGUAUGUGCACUCUUGGUCGCGUUUAACCGGUUCCAUAACUAUGUUGUCACGGAACUUGCAAGGAUAAACGAGGCCGGCAGAUUUGAUUUGCCCACUGGUGGGCAGGAGAAAAGCCCGGAUUAUGUCUGGGCGUUGCAGAAGCGGGAUGAGGAUUUGUUUCAGACGGGGCGAUUGUACAUUAUACCCUCAUCAUCAAAUACGACCACAGAUAUAGACAAGGCUAACGCGUGUAUGGGGAACAGGGUAACCUGCGGCCUCUACGUCUCCAUAAUACUGAAUGACUACCUCCGGACGAUCCUUAAUCUCAACGACAAUCCAACAAACUCCGACUGGAAGCUCGAUCCACGCAAGAAUCUCAGUGUUUUUGACUCGGAGGGCUUACCACGAGGGGUGGGGAACCAGGUCUCGGCCGAGUUUAAUAUGAUAUACCGCUGGCAUGCGACGACCAGUAACGAAGACGAAAAAUGGCUAAACGAGCUUUCGAUUAGGGUUUUCGGUAGCAAGGUUGAUCCUAGUACAUUGUCUGUGCAAAGAUACCUAAAUGGACUGCAUGAGUAUCUUGGGAAGACUGCACCGGGCGAGCCAAACACAUGGACGUUUGGGGACUUGAAUCGAGGAAAAGAUGGGAUGUUCGCGGAUAAGGACCUUGUGAAAUUGCUCCAUGAUGGAUGCGAGAAAGUCGCCGCGGACGUGAACUCAGACCCGAAAGUCGCUGAAGCAUUGGAAGCACUCUAUGGCCAUCCCGACAAUAUCGAGCUCUACGUCGGCGUGCAAGCCGAGGAAGCGAAGAAGCCCUUCCUCCCCGGCGCAGGUCUUUGUCCUGGCUUCACAAUUUCGUUUGCCAUUCUCUCAGACGCUGUCGCCCUUGUGCGGGGCGACCGGUUCUAUACCGUUGACUAUAGUCCGGUGAAUCUGACGAAUUUCGGGUUCAACACAGCCGAGUCGGACCCCGACGUCGCAAAUGGCGGCGUCAUGUACAAGCUCCUCAUGCGUGCUUUUCCUGGUUGGUACGAACCUAAUAACGUCUACGCCUUAUAUCCUUUUACCAUACCUGCAAAGAAUAAAGAAGUGUUUGAGAAAUAUGGACGGGCAGACACGCUGGAGUUCAAGAGGCCCGAGUAUACCAGGCCUCCUGUGGCUAUUACGAGUUGGAAGGGCGUUGUUGAGUUGUUGAACAACCCCAAGGCGUUCCGUGUCCCAUGUAUGCUUGCUUACCUUGCCUUGCGUUAUCAUAUUCAGCCCUGGUUCAUAUAUCCGCUAACUGGUUGGUAUGAAGGGAACAGAAACACCUUUCGCCUUACCAAACACGACUAUAUGCUUAGCGGUGACUCUGUGGCAAACUCGGAGCAGCGCACUUUCAUGGCGGAACGGCUGUAUAGGGUUCCUGAUGCCCUAGAGCAAGUUCGGAGGUUCUAUGAAUCCAUCACUGCGGAUCUUAUCCGGAGGAACAGUAUGCGGCUGGGGAGUUCGUCCUGUCAGAUUGAUAUUGUACGGGAUGUCUGCAACCUCGCCCACGCCUACUUCUGCUCGGAAUUCUUCAAUAUCCCACUGAAGCCCAAGGACGGCCACAAUGGUAACGGUAGUGGCAAUAAGCACUUAGAAACGACAGACGCAUACACACCUAAGGAACUAGCCGAGGCCCUUUUCGCACAAUUCGCCUAUGUCUUCCUGGACAUUGACCCAGUGCAAUCACGUAAGAAUCGCGUUGUCGCAUAUAGAGAGACCCAGCGAAUGGGCGAUAUCAUGACUCAGGUUGUCUCUGCCACUUCUGAGUCUGGAUACGGGCUUGCUUCUGCAUCUGGAUACCUCUUUAACAGGCCGUCUUGGAUUUCCGGGGGAAAGAACUCGAGCGGCUUAAGCAUGAACGGGUACGGACCGCAACUAGUGAAGAGGUUGAGAGAGGGCGGGAAAAGUGUGGAAGAGGUGGUUUGGAUGAUCAUUCCUACGGCCGCGGCGGCCUGCGCAACGCAAGCAACUGGGUGGGCCCAAAUGCUCGAUCUCUACCUCUCAGACCGGUACUUCACGCACUGGCCUGCAAUCCAGGAACUGGCACGCUCCGACAAGCCUGAGGCUUUUGAGAAGCUGAAGAGAUAUGCCUUGGAAGGAUUUCGCCUCUCAACUCCCGCCAAUGGCGUCCUUCGCAAUUGCAACACUGCAACUACAACGCUCAAAGACGGGUCGGCCACCAAAUCUAUCUCCAAAGGCGAUACUGUCUUUGCAGACUUUGCUUCCGCCGGAAUGGACCCAGACACGUUUCCGAAUCCUGAGGAAAUCAGACUUGAUCGGCCCUUGCAGCUCUAUAUUCAUCAUGGAUGGGGCACACAUGCUUGUCUUGGACGGGCAAUUGUUACAACGGCGGCGGCAGCCUUGCUGAAGAUUGUGGGAAGGUUGGAUGGUUUGAGAAGGGCGAAUGGUAUGCAGGGGGAGUUGUUCAGGAAGGAGGUUGGUGGGUUUAGGAUGUUUUUGGACGAGAAGGGUGAAAGUUGGAGAGUUUUUCCGCAGAACAUGAAAGUGGUGUUUGACAGCCUGGAUGGGCUGAAAGCGUGA
Aspergillus nidulans FGSC A4 is the source of this 3060-nucleotide messenger RNA. RefSeq names its product protein ppoB. NCBI's taxonomy places the organism in Eukaryota, Fungi, Ascomycota, Eurotiomycetes, Eurotiales, Aspergillaceae. The transcript is spliced from 12 exons. The coding region runs from base 1 to 3060 and encodes 1019 amino acids. Gene Ontology annotation, molecular function: iron ion binding; peroxidase activity; monooxygenase activity. The record is from RefSeq and is a predicted model, not a curated record. Gene Ontology annotation, biological process: cellular oxidant detoxification; response to oxidative stress.